Theileria orientalis strain Shintoku is the source of this 1848-nucleotide messenger RNA. Its product is annotated as calcium-dependent protein kinase. NCBI's taxonomy places the organism in Eukaryota, Apicomplexa, Aconoidasida, Piroplasmida, Theileriidae. Bases 1 to 1848 code for a protein of 615 amino acids. Gene Ontology annotation, cellular component: cytoplasm; nucleus. Gene Ontology annotation, molecular function: calcium/calmodulin-dependent protein kinase activity; ATP binding; calmodulin binding. The transcript is spliced from 4 exons. The record is from RefSeq and is a predicted model, not a curated record. Gene Ontology annotation, biological process: protein autophosphorylation; peptidyl-serine phosphorylation; intracellular signal transduction.
AUGGGUAACUGUUGCCGUCACAUAGAUGCAACAGAAGUAACGGUAAUGGCAAGGGAUGAAAACGAAAUAACUGCGGAACAUGAAGCAGGCCGUGACUCGCAGGAAACACACCAGGAAAAGAAGAAGAGCCUGAAUUCCGACCCGGACUAUUUAGUCCCGGAUAUUUCAGACGUAUUCUUCAGAAACGUAACGCAGCCCUCCGAAGGUAAAUUCAAACUGGUAGGAAACCACGAAAAUACCGAGAACGGCGUUGAUUCUAAAAAAAAUACAAUUCUCCGCAAGCUAAACAACUACCCGAAGAUAUCGGACAUCGUGCUCACGAAGGACCUGUGGAGAAGCAGGAUUCAGUUCUCCGUAAAGCUGGCGUCGAGGUACACUGUGGGAUCGAACGCAAUAGGGUACGGAAUCUGCGGCUCAGUGAACCACUCCGUUAACAGAAGAACGCAGAAGAUAUACGCACUGAAGUCGCUUAACACAAUGGCCUCGUCAAAGCGGAAGCUGACGAGCGUGUUCAACGAGGUGUCGAUCUUCACGCAGCUCGACCACCCGAAUAUCGCAUUUAUGCACGAGACGUACGACGAAGGGAACGUGUGCCACAUCGUCAUGGAGUACUGCUCAGGCAACGAGCUGUACGACAGACUGGACACGUACAAGCGUUUCAGCGAAGCCUACGCAAUCAAGAUGACCUUUCAAAUGCUCCUGACGCUCCACUACCUGCACUCGAACGGAGUGUGCCACAGGGACCUGAAGCUGGAAAACUGGGUCUUCGCAAACCAGGAAAUCGACUCGCUGCUCAAGAUGAUCGACUUCGGCUUCGCGCGCGUGUUCGAAAAGGGGAUACCGAUGGGAGGAAUGCACGGCACAGUGUACUACGUGGACCCGGAGGUGAUCGACGGAUGCUACAACGAAAAGUGCGACAUCUGGUCGACCGGAGUGAUCGUGUACAUGAUGCUCUCAGGCUCGCCACCAUUCAACUCGGGCGGCGACAAGGAGAUCCUCUGGAAGAUUAAGAAGGGGACGCUGAAGUUCGAAGGAGUGCGCUGGAACUCAGUGUCUGAGCUGGGCAAGGACUUCAUAAGGUACCUGCUCAACAGAAACGGGAACGAGCGGCCGUCGGCGGAGAUGGCGCUGAAGCACGAGUGGCUGAAAAACGAGUACGCGAAGUACGCAAACUACAAAAUCUCAGUGGAGCUGCUCAUGCAGAUAGUUAAGUUCUCAAGGAAGUCGCCUCUGCACAGAGCAGUGAUAGCACUGAGCGUGCUCGAGAGCGACAGGAACUGCCCGAAGGAGGUAUAUCGCACGUUCUUCGCAAUCAACGCCUCCAAAAACGGAACAAUCUCAUUCCAGGAGUUCUUCGCCACGAUGAACAAGCACCUUAACCUGAGCGAGGAGGAGUGCGCGCAAAUAUUCAACGUGAUCGGCUUCAGAAACACGCCAGAGCUGAGUUACACGGAGUUCGUGACGGCGGUGAUCGAGCACUACGGCACGCUGGACAUCAACAUGCUGUCGCUGGUCUACAAGAAGCUGGACGUCUUCGGGAAGGGCCACGUGGACCUGGAGAGCUUCCAGCACGCGAUAGGCAGGGAGUUCGGAGGAGAGAGCUCGGAGAAAAUAUUCAGGGAUACGGACCUGAAUGGCGACGGACUGAUAGACUUUGUGGAGCGUAAGCACGGUAACAUAAUUGAUAACGAUGACGUAGUUCUGCGAAUGUCUAACAAACGUAACCAUUCCGAAGGAAACGAGACUGAAACAGCUUCUCAAUUAAGAAUUGGCAAGGUAAGAGUGGAAGUAAGGAGGUGUACUGUAGGUGUACGUGGAAAUAAAAUAACGCCGAUCGGAGGGAAUUAA